AGGCGCGUGACGUGGUGUUGUGGCCUGCAGGAAGAAGCAUCACAAACAUCGAGCUACUGAGUGGCGUUUCCAGAAGUUAUUAGUGGCCGUAGGAGGCAACCAUGGCCAAUUUUAACGAAGAUGGGCUGAAAAAGAAACUGGACGACUUGAACAUGUCGCAACAGUCUAUCCAGACGGUGUCACUAUGGCUAAUUCAUCACAAGAAGCAUGCCCACACCGUUGUUAAUGUGUGGUAUCGUGAACUCAUUACUGCUACAGAUUCUCGUAAACUCACUUUCAUGUACCUGGCAAAUGAUGUGAUUCAAAAUAGCAAGAAAAAAGGGCCAGAGUACAACAAGGAGUUUGGCAGCAAAUUAGGCAAAGUGUUUGAACAUCUGGGAGCUCUGCGCUUGGAUGAGAAAUCUUUAAGAGGACUCAACAGAUUACUCAAUGUGUGGGAGGAUAGGAGCGUAUUUGAUGCUGACCACAUCAAGUUAUUCAAAAAGAAUCUAAAUUCCCCUAUAUUGUUUGGGGAAGAGAUAGCACCCAGAGACGUGAUAAAGGAAAAGAAAGAAAAGAGGGGAAGAAAGGAAAGGGAAGGAAAGAAGAAAGAGAAGAAGAGAAGAGGAAGGGACAAGGAUAAAGGACAUGGGAAGUCGAAGGAAAACAAUAGCAGAAAACGAGAGCUUGGUGGAAAACACGAUAAUCCACAAAGCAAAAAGCGGAGGGAUAGUGCAAGCGACGCCAUUCAGCCAUCGACGCCUGAAUCCCGGCUGCGUAGAGAUAGCGAGGGUGACUUGACCCAGUUUGCUGUCUCACCCCAGUCAUCUACACCACCCAGUGAUCCUCCUGAGCCAGAGCAGCUGAUUGAAGCUAUUCAGGAAUUGGAAAAUGCAGCCACAUCUGAUGCUCUUGUUCGUGAAAAGAUUGCCAAUCUUCCUGAUGAAGUAUCUGAUGUAAAUCUUCUGAAUAAACUACAAGAUCUAGCUGCUGGACGAGCUCUAUGUGAUCAGGUGGAAGAAGCACUAUCCAUGCUUGAAGCAUAUAACAAACGCCUGGCAGAGGAGAUGGAGGCAAGAAAAGCUGUGGCUCGCAUGCUUCAUGACUACAUAGCUUUCCAAAAAGAUUUACUUGCUCAAGCAGAAGAGACACUGGAGGAACAUCGUCAGAAACAGGGUAAAGUAAAAAAGGUGAGAGAGGAACUGAAGGCUCAUCUUCAAAACCUGCCAGAUAUAUCCAAGUUACCCAGUAUCAGAAUGGGUGGGCUAGCUCCUCUCCCAUCAGCAGGAGACCUGUUCACGUGAUCCCCCACACACUUGGUAUAUUGGAUUGUGUACCAUUGUGAAUAUUGUGAUAUCUGAUGCCAAGAAUGAUUGGAAAGCUGAGCCUGUUUCCUAGCACUCUGCAUCUAAAACUUAGUACUGUACCGGCGCUGCAGAGUCCAUAUUGGAAUGCAAAAUGUAAAUUCUUUGAAAGUAAGGACAAUGUUGAUAUUUGUCAGAGAAGAAAAGUGUACUAUGUAAAUAUAAGUGAACUUGUCUG
This is a messenger RNA of Homarus americanus (American lobster), 1521 nucleotides long. Its product is annotated as regulation of nuclear pre-mRNA domain-containing protein 1B-like. Gene Ontology annotation, cellular component: RNA polymerase II, holoenzyme. The record is from RefSeq and is a predicted model, not a curated record. NCBI's taxonomy places the organism in Eukaryota, Metazoa, Arthropoda, Malacostraca, Decapoda, Nephropidae. Bases 102 to 1283 code for a protein of 393 amino acids. Gene Ontology annotation, biological process: mRNA 3'-end processing. The transcript is spliced from 8 exons. Gene Ontology annotation, molecular function: RNA polymerase II complex binding.